GACACACUCUAAUAUUAGCAGAUGUGCCUCUGAACAAAGUAUAUUUAAUUCACCACCGCCUCUAGCAGCUGUGAAGACGGUAGAGAUAGAUGUGCUCAGAAGAUUCAAGAACAAGAACUCUCUGUCGAAAGGUCAAUAUGCUUGGUCUGACAAUGCGCGUUCAGGGCGAGAGGGCGUACCGGUAAUGCGCGUCGCGAGAGUCCCGAAGUUCCGUCUCCGACUUCCCCAACGCCGCGCUUGCCCAUUUUGCGCAGGGUUCAAUCUCUUGCCGCGAGAAAGCUUUUCAUUGCUAAUCUCCUAUGCAGGAGGCACCCAAUUACGACGAGGAAACAAAGAGAAUUUGGACGGUAAACCCGCGCGCAGUGACGUUGUACGACCUUGCUCGGAGCCGUCUCGCUCGCGUUUACGAAAGGCCGAGCACCUGAAACCCUUUCCAAAUACAGCCUCAAAUGAUCGCUACACAGUAGUGAAUUGCACGAAACAACCUUUGCUUCUUAUACCAUCCCCCCUGUUCUGCAGAACUUGAUUGAGCAUACCAUACCUGAGAUACCAACCUUCUCUACGACUUAAGAGCAAUCGCGCUCCGGCACGCAAUCCUCCUGAGCU
Messenger RNA from Didymella exigua CBS 183.55, 606 nucleotides. RefSeq lists its product as uncharacterized. The transcript has a single exon. Lineage: Eukaryota; Fungi; Ascomycota; Dothideomycetes; Pleosporales; Didymellaceae. The record is from RefSeq and is a predicted model, not a curated record. The coding region runs from base 185 to 526 and encodes 113 amino acids.